AUGUCUAAAAAGAGUGAUAGUCAAAAGCGGGGAGUUUCUCCAGCAAAUCAACUCGCGGAAAUAAACUGCGAUAUAUGCAGAAUGCCAGACGAUAGUCGGAUGGUAGCGUGUGAUCUGUGCGGAAAGUGGUACCAUUUUGUGUGUGUCGGUGUGGACUCAAGUGUUCAGGACCGUGAUUGGAGCUGCGAGAAUUGCACCGGAAUCGGAGCGGCAGCUCAAGUCCCAGCCGGAACUUCAACACCAGCCGCCACGGGAGGUAAACCAAAAUCCGGAAGCACGAAGACACACGAUGUUGUUCCGGUUGACAGUCUUCAACGGCAGCUAGCAGAGAUGCUGAAGAAAAUGGAAAGGCAGCAAAAGGAAUUCGAACGGGUUAUAAAGGAAAAAGAUGAUCAACGUCGAGACGCUCUCAGGGAACAACGAGAUAAAUACGAACGAGAGCUACAGGUUUCUGAUCGACGAGUACGUCAACAGCCUGUGACAGCAGCACUUGGUGGUGUACCAACUGCGAAUUCAACGAGUAAUCCCCUCCCGUCAGUUCAUGUCAGCGGUAUCAGCCAAGCAGAUGUUCUGGUUCAAGAACUGCAGUUACUAGAGGAGAAGCAAGCGCUAGAACGAAGACAUUUGGAAGAGAAGGGUCGACUAUUGAAGCGAUUUGGAGCGUUCGACGGAGGUGCAGCCGAAGGUGCUUCCGGACUCAACCCUCAGGCGAGUGCAGUUCAACCACCUAAUAGUAGUUCGUUCGGAGUUUCUCUGUUAAACCAGAGCCAAGUGUCAGCGCGCCAAGUUGUCAGUAAGGAGCUUCCAAACUUCUCGGGGAGUCCUGAAGAAUGGCCACUCUUCUUCGCAAGUUACGAGAACUCAACCCGAAUCUGCGGUUACAGUGACGAGGAGAACCUUCUACGCCUCCAGCGAAGCCUGAAAGGGAGAGCAUUGGAUGCGGUGCGCUGUCGACUGCUGCAUCCGUCAAACCUAGCAGGCGUCAUCGCUACAUUGAGGACACUAUUCGGAAGACCGGAAAUCAUUGUCCACUCGCUAGUUGCCAAAAUCCGUGAUAUGCCUGCACCGAAAGCAGAAAAGCUGAGCACGUUGAUUGAUUUUGGAGUCGCUGUUCAAAAUGUCUGUGCCACUAUUACGGCGUCGGGUCUUGAUGAAUACCUUUGUAAUGUAGCGCUUCUACAGGAGCUAACGGAGAAAUUGCCACCUACCGUCAGGCUCAAUUGGGCAUAUCAUCGUCAAACGCUGGCCAGCGUUACCUUGUCGGACUUUGGUGAUUGGCUAGGAAAGUUGGUGGAAGCCGCCAGUGUUGUUACCAUUCCAUCCAUUGGCGUCUCGAAACCGGAGAAACACGGUCGCAGGGAAAAUAAUUACCUCAACGUUCAUUCGGACAGUACCAGUGAAGAACUCAUCCCGAAGAAUCGCUCUGUGGCUGCUUCGAAAAGUUGUACAGUGUGCUUAGGAGAAUGCAGCGGCCCUGAAUCGUGUCGUAAAUUCCUGAACAUGAAUAUCGGAGAUCGAUGGACAGUAGUCAAGGCGAAGAAGCUGUGCCGAAAAUGUCUACAAAAGCAUUUCGGCGCCUGCCAUGUUAAAACGCCGUGUGGAAAGGAUGGUUGUUCGUUCAUGCAUAGCAAGUUGCUACAUGACGACAAACGGUACAAACCCGCAGUGUCCGAGAUGCCAGCUUCGUCGAGUGAAGGUUUGACAACGCAGAGUUGCAAUACUCAUUCGAAUACGGCCGGUAAGAUACUUUUUCGCUACGUGCCCGUGACCAUUUUCGGAAAGGGAAAGACAGUGAAUACUUUUGCCUUCCUCGACGAUGGAUCGUCGGCCACCUUCGUGGAGCACAGUCUAGUGGAAGAAUUGGGCCUCGAAGGGAUACCCCAUCCAUUAUGCCUCAAUUGGACGGGUGGACAGCAAAGGGAAGAGAAUGAAUCGGUCAGAUUAGCGCUGAAGAUAUCGGGAACAUUCGAUUCAAGCAAGGUCUACGAACUCUCGAAGGUUCACACGGUACGCAACCUUUCUCUACCGAAGCAGUCGGUCUCAGUGGAACAAUUGGCAUCCAAAUACAAAUAUCUGCGAGGACUGCCACUAGACUCGUACACUGACGUAUCUCCCAGGAUCCUGAUAGGAAUGGACAAUUGCCGCCUUGGUAACGUACUGCGGAGUUCCGAAGGAGCCGAAAACGAACCUGUAGCAUCCAGAACCCGUCUUGGAUGGCUUGUGUACGGACCUUGUACGACGAUGUCAACAAACACGACCUAUAGCGGCUGCCAUAGUUUUCACAUUUGUCCGUGCAAUACUGAAAUAGAUAGAAGCUUGGACGGUGCUUUGAAGGAAUAUUUCUCAAUUGAGUCUUUGGGAAUAUCCGGAUCGUUUAAGCCGCUGCUCUCGAAGGACGAAGAGCGAGCGAUGAAAAUCUUAUCCACAGAAACGCAUCUGAAUGAAAACCGCUAUGAGACUGCACUGUUGUGGCGCUACGACAAUGUGCGGUUGCCUGAUAGCCGAGCAAUGGCAUUGAAGCGUCUAGCGUGCUUGGAAAAAAGGAUGAAACGGGACCCCGAGCUAGCUGUAGCGAUGAACACCAGGCUGAAGGAGUAUGAAGAAAAAGGGUAUAUUCGAAGACUUUCAGCGGUCGAGCAAGCGGACAGGCGUCCCAACGAUUGGUACUUACCGGUAUUCCCGGUUAUCAACCCGAACAAGCCCGGGAAGAUACGGAUGGUGUUUGACGCAGCCGCGAAAGUGAACGGCGUGUCCCUCAACUCAGUACUUCUUACGGGACCGGAUCAACUGGUAUCGCUACUUACGGUUUUGUUUAAAUUCCGUGAAUUUCGUUUUGCUGUAGUUGGGGACAUACGCGAAAUGUUUUUUCAAGUGCGGAUGAGGGUGCAAGACCAGCGCAGCCAGAUGAUUUUGUGGAACAGUGGGAACCCCAAUGAAGACCCCGUGACAUAUGUAGUCAGCGUCAUGACGUUUGGGGCGGCAUGCUCCCCAAGCUGCGCACACUAUGUGAAGAACCUGAAUGCAGACAGAUUCGUGGAACGGUUUCCCCGAGCGGUUGAGAGCAUCAAAUACGAGCAUUAUGUAGACGAUAUGCUGUGCAGUGUGGAAACCGAGGAGGAAGCCGUACAGCUGGCCAGGGACGUACGUUUUGUUCAUUCGCAAGCGGGUUUCGAAAUCCGGAACUGGUUGUCAAAUUCCAGCAAGGUUACGGCAUCGCUACAGGAAGAUACCACGACGGAGAAAAAUAUCAACCCGUGUACAGAGAUGGCAACGGAGAAAGUGCUUGGAAUGUGGUGGGAUACUGCCAGCGACACGUUUACGUUCAGAUUAUCCCCCAAGCACGAUGCGAAACUGUUAUCCGGGGCCAGGAUGCCCACGAAACGGGAGGUACUCAGAACGCUAAUGGCGAUAUACGAUCCGAUAGGACUAAUCGGAAAUUUCCUAAUGUAUUUGAAAAUCCUUCUGCAGGAAAUUUGGCGCUCUGGAUGCGCCUGGGACGAUGAGAUUGCAGGGAGUUUAGCUGAGAAAUGGUUGACCUGGAUCGCAGUGCUACCUGAUGUACGGAACGUGCGUGUUCCCCGAUGCUACCGAGUCAUCACGUCCGCUAAUACCACGAACGUUCAGCUGCAUAUCUUUUGCGACGCAAGCGAAAACGGAAUCGCCGCCGUUGCAUACUUUAGAUUCGAGGAGAAUGGUGUGAUAGAAUGUGCGAUGAUAGGAUCGAAGACGAGAGUUGCGCCGCUGAAAUUCCUGUCGAUUCCGCGGUUAGAGCUACAGGCUGCUGUAAUUGGAGCCCGGCUGGCCGGUAGCAUUGCUGGCUCGCACCGAAUUAAAAUCUCACAACAGAUAUUCUGGACAGACUCCCGGGAUGUGGUAUGCUGGAUACGCUCCGACCACCGUCGCUUUAGUCCGUUCGUGGCAUUUAGGGUGAGUGAGCUGCUGGAAACUACCAGAGUAAACGACUGGCGAUGGGUACCCACCAGAUUAAAUGUAGCUGACGACGGAACGAAGUGGCAGAGGUUGCCGGACUUACGACCCACAAGUCGCUGGUUCUGCGGGCCAGACUUUCUACGAAAACCAGAAAACGAAUGGCCAGGAGAAGGUUGUGACCCAGGGACGACUGUAGAAGAGAUGCGUUCAAGCGUUCUUCAUCACAUGGUGGCAAAACCGUUAAUAGAUUUCGUACGUUUCUCCAAAUGGAAGCGCUUACUGAGGGCGGUAGCAUACGUCGUUCGAUUUGCCGCGAACCUUCUUAAUCGUCGUAACCGAAUACCUACUAAACUAGGACCGCUCGAGAAGGACGAGCUUAAUCGUGCAGAGCAAAUCAUCUACCGAGAAGUCCAGCGACAAGUGUACCCUGACGAAGUUCGGCUUCUAAGCAACGUACCUUCGGACAAACCAUCCUGGCAAUACAAUGUUCCAAAGACCAGUCCGCUACACGAGUUUAGCCCGGCCGUCGACGAGCACGGCGUUCUACGAAUGCGGGGAAGAAUCGAUGCAUGUGAGUGGGUGGACGAGAGUGUUAAGCACCCCAUCCUGCUCCCGAAACAACACUUUGUGACCGAUUUGAUAAUCGCCAGCUACCACGAAACGUACCGUCACCGAAACCAUCAGACAGUGUUGAACGAAUUUAGGCUCAAGUACUGUGUUCCUCGGUUGCGGUCAGAGUACAAUCGUGUACGCAGAAACUGCCAGUAUUGCAAGAUACACCGAGCGGACCCGGAGCCCCCUGCCAUGGGAAAUCUGCCUCCUACACGCCUGGCGGCUUAUCAGAGACCGUUUUCAUAUUCCGGGAUAGAUUAUUUUGGCCCCAUGUUGGUAUUAGUCGGCAAACGAGUUGAAAAACGAUGGGGUGUCUUACUCACCUGCCUGACGACUAGAGGAGUCCACAUUGAACUCGCCCACUCGCUUUCGACGGAUUCCUGUAUCCUUGCUUUGCGCAAUUUUAUUGCGAGAAGAGGAACACCUCUCGAGAUCAUUAGCGACCGAGGCACCAAUUUUGUUGGGGCUUCACGAGAGUUACGAGAAGCUUUGAAAACCGUGGACGAGGAGAAAUUGAUGACCAGCUUCACUGGGGCAAACACCAAGUGGAUCUUCAACCCGCCAGCCGCUCCCCAUUUCGGAGGUUGCUGGGAGAGGCUAGUGCAGUCGUUUAAAAAGGUUAUGAAGGAGUUCAAGCCACCACGUCUACCAUCCGACGAGAUCCUCAGAUCAAUGCUUAUAGAGAUCGAGAUGAUCAUUAACUCUAGACCGCUAACACAUGUAUCACUAGACACCGAAACUGAGCCCCCCUUAACACCUAACCACUUCUUGUUAGGGUGUUCGAAUGGAAGCAAGCCCCCGAUCGCAUUCGACGACCGACCCAUGGUGCUGAAGCAGUCGUGGAAGAUGUCCCAGCUGUAUGCUGACGUAUUCUGGAAGAAAUGGGUGGCUGAAUACUUGCCCACCCUGACCAAGAGGACAAAAUGGUUUCAACCUGCAAAACCGAUAGAGGAAGGUCAACUGGCUUUGAUUGUGGACAACGGACUCCCAAGGAACUGCUGGCCGCGGGGCCGCAUCGUGAAUGUCGUCCGCUCUAGCGAUGGGCAAGUACGACGAGUUACAGUGCAAACUGCAAGCGGAUUGCUGGAGAGACCGGCUGUCAAGAUUGCCAUCCUGGACGUCGAUCCAAUGGAGAAUAAGCCGUUGCAACUCCAACAGCGUACUCGGGGGGAGUGUCACACACCUGCGGCGAGUGCCGAUACUCCGCCGACUGGCAACCGUGACCGACCGAACGUCAUCUGCAUGUCAUCCUCUGAUCUGGACGAUUGA
This is a messenger RNA of Sabethes cyaneus, 5811 nucleotides long. RefSeq lists its product as uncharacterized. Gene Ontology annotation, molecular function: nucleic acid binding. The record is from RefSeq and is a predicted model, not a curated record. The transcript has a single exon. Gene Ontology annotation, biological process: DNA integration. NCBI's taxonomy places the organism in Eukaryota, Metazoa, Arthropoda, Insecta, Diptera, Culicidae. The coding region runs from base 1 to 5811 and encodes 1936 amino acids.